This is a messenger RNA of Microsporum canis CBS 113480, 3501 nucleotides long. Its product is annotated as chitinase. Gene Ontology annotation, molecular function: chitin binding; hydrolase activity, hydrolyzing O-glycosyl compounds. The record is from RefSeq and is a predicted model, not a curated record. Bases 1 to 3501 code for a protein of 1166 amino acids. NCBI's taxonomy places the organism in Eukaryota, Fungi, Ascomycota, Eurotiomycetes, Onygenales, Arthrodermataceae. Gene Ontology annotation, biological process: carbohydrate metabolic process. The transcript is spliced from 7 exons.
AUGGGCUUGACGAAUGGCUUGCGGCUAACAAACGAGCACCUCCCAGUGCGCUCACGCAGCAUCGGGCCCGGGUGGUUCUUGUUCCCUGAGGCCCCAAAACUCGUGGCGUGCAACGAGACCAUGGUGCUCGAUUUCAUCGUCCAAAACAAAACGUCGGUCAUCAGGGCAUGCACGGCCGAUUACAACUCGGGCAUGAAGCCCGCCUACGAGCCUAGUAAUCACACGGCUGCUAUUUGCCCAACACCCAAUCAUGCCUUUGUUGAAGUUUCUAUCAAGUUAUUUCAUCCUACCCCCAGCAAUGACGAUGAUGGCUUCGCUAUUCAAGAUUUAUUAUCUGCUGGCUACCAGAUUGCCAGCUAUUUCGAAUCAAAAGCGCCUUCCUGUAUGGAUAACGCCUUGGCUUUUGGGUACUCUAAAUCUGCCGUCGUUGGAGUGUUUGGUGGUGCCGAAGUCCACCAGCAUGGUGUUACCACAGAUGUCCUCAACAGCUUGCUCAAAUAUGCAGAGAAAAACUCGAUUUCAAAAACCACUGCCCUCCAGCUGUGCCAAGCAGAUGGCCGCGGCGCAGAUUAUGGCAUCGGUAUUAUUGCGAGCAGUGCAAAAAAUUUGCCCAUGGUCCAGGAAGCUGUCAAGAAUUGGGCUGAUGGACGCUGCGCCUCUGAAGCGGACGGUGAUGUGGAGUUGAUGACAGUAACUCUGCGGAUCCCCUCCCGUGCCAAGUCAAAAUCAAACGGCAACGAAACGAUAACAUUUUCCACCACGGCCACCCACAUAGGGUCAAGGUCCCAUCUUCUUGCUAGAGCAGAAUGCAAGACAACCACGGUCCAAGCUCGCGAUGGCUGCUGGGCUGUGGCUGACCGUUGCAAGAUCAGCCAGGACGACCUGAAAAAGUACAACCCUCGUUCAAAAUUUUGCGAGACUCUUGUUGUUGGCGAGAAGGUCUGCUGCUCUUCUGGCACCUUACCUGAAACUAUCCAUCCUGGAAACUCGGACGGUACUUGCAAGACAAUAAAGGUCGUAAGUGGCGACGGCUGCGGCUCCCUAGCGUCUAAGUGCGGGCUAAGCCCCCAAGAUUUUACCAAGGUUAAUACCGACGCCAACCAAUGCGCCAAUCUAAAAGUCGGAGAGCAUGUUUGCUGCUCCCGUGGCAAGCUGCCUGACUUACGGCCCAAGCAGAAUCCCGACGGCUCCUGCGCGACAUACACGACUGUAACGGCUGAUAGCUGUUCCGCAAUUGCCGCAUCUUUUGGUAUAACUAAUAUAGAUAUUGAAACCUUCAAUAAGAAGACUUGGGGCUGGACUGGUUGCAAGUUCCUCUGGGUUGGAUUCAAGUUAUGUGUGAGCUCAGGAACACCCCCUAUGCCUGCAACUGUUGCGAAUGCCAUUUGUGGGCCAACCGUCCCAGGCACCAAACCGCCUUCCAAAGGCACCGAUUUGGCCAGCCUCAACCCUUGCCCCUUGAAGGUUUGCUGCAAUAUAUGGGGUCAAUGUGGCACGACUAAUGAAUUUUGCACCAUAUCCCAGUCAGAGACUGGCGCACCUGGCACAUCUGCGCCCGGCGUCAGUAACUGUGGCAGAGAUAUUAUCAAAGGCCCUGCACCGUCCAAGAAGAUUCACGUCGCAUAUUUUGAAGCCUGGAAUCAUCAUCGCAAGUGUCUUACCAUGGAUGUCGGCCAGAUUGACACGGACAAGUAUACGCAUAUCCACUUUGCUUUCAUUGAUGUCACACCUGACUUUAACAUGGAUAUAAGCAAGGUUAAAGAGCAGUUUGACAUCUUUAAAGGGAUGUCUGGGAUUAAGAAGAUUAUUUCUUUUGGCGGCUGGGACUUUAGUACUCUGCCUGGUAGUUUUCACAUUCUUCGCGAAGCAGUGAAGCCUGGUAACCGUGAUAUUUUCCAGAAGAACAUCAUUGCCUUCCUAGAUGUGCAUAAACUCGAUGGAGUUGAUCUUGACUGGGAGUAUCCAGGAGCUCCAGACAUUCCCGGCAUCCCCCCUGGUGACCCCAAGGCGGGUAUGGAUUACUACGAGUUCCUCUCUGGCGUUAAAUCGCAGGUAGGCAACUCCAAAACGGUCUCCUUUGCAGCUCCAGCUUCCUACCAUUAUCUUAAGUCGUUCCCUAUGGAGCAAAUGGGUGCAAAGCUUGACUAUAUCAUCUACAUGACUUAUGAUCUACAUGGUCAGUGGGACUAUGCCAACCCGUGGACUUCGCCCGGCUGCCCUGAGGGUAACUGUUUGCGAUCUCAUGUCAACGAAACGGAGACCAAAGAUGCCUUGUCAAUGAUCACUAAGGCUGGUGUGCCGUCUAACAAAGUGGUCGUUGGUGUUACUAGCUAUGGCCGAUCGUUCAAGAUGGCACAGGCUGGUUGCACUGGGCCAAUGUGCAAAUUCACUGGUACUUCACGCGAAUCAAAUGCUGCAAAAGGACGCUGCACAGAGACAGGUGGCUACAUCUCCAAUGCGGAGAUUGACGAGAUCAUCACCAACGGUAAAGUCACUAAGCAGUGGAAAGAGGAAGGCUCCAACAUCCUGGUCUACAACGACACUGAGUGGGUCGCAUAUAUGGAUGAUGACAUGAAGGCCGCUCGCUCCAAGUUUUAUGAUUCGUACAACUUCGCCGGUACCACAGACUGGGCUGUUGACCUGCAAGAGUUUGUGGACGGCAGCGGUGGUGAUGACUAUCCUGAUGAUUACGAAUACGAUAUCGACCUCAAUUUCUACUCAGACUGCUCCAAAACGUACACUUCAUUCAAGCAGCUCGAGGACGACAAGGGUUCAAUUCCAGCUCAUUGCAUGGAGAAGUAUAUUGUUAAUGUUGAAAUCGCUGUUAUGGAAGCAGCCCUGAAAAAGUACAAGGAUUUGGUCAACAAUGGCUACGACGGCAAGUUCAAAACCUACGAACGCUACAUCGAUGAACAAAUUCCCGGCAAAAUUGACAUAUUCAUGAAGGAGAAGGCAGACAAGUACUUCAAGUGCACGCAGAAAAUGGACGUUACAUGCUGCAAUGGCUGCACUUUCGAGUGUUCCAGAGGCUGCGACAUGUCAGCUAACUGUAAGGAUGGCGAGUACGAUGUCGGAGUCAAAUGUCAGGACGCUAUCAAUAACAAACUUAAUGCCACAUUCUUGUUUGGGGACUCCAAAGCCUUCUAUAAGGAUAUUGGUGAGGAGUAUGGCAUCGAGGAAUCGUGGAUCAGCAUUGGCAGGAAGCUAUCCGUGCUUAGCGAAGAGUGCAAUUACGCAGGCAAGGAUGUUCUGGAAUGUCAAGACCGGAAUAAUUUUUGGUUAUGGUACUAUCCCGUCCGAGGCAACGUUAAAGUAUACAACCCGAAGGACCUUAUCGGCGAUUCGUACUCCAAGGCCGAGGAUCUCCUCCAUCGCAUCAAGGUCGUUAGGGAUAAUACUGAUUACAGUGAGCUCGUGCAGUGGCCCGACGUGCUCGACGCUGCAUCCUUGCCCACGUUAACAUUAGAGACCGCCGGGGGCGAGCAUGGACAAGAUUUCUAA